UAUAACAUCAAGGAUGAAACACCGAUCAUAGUUUAUAAUUAUAGGAAAUAUAAGUAACAUCAGAGUGUUUUACGAUAGUUUUUAAAACAUCUGCAUCGGAACAUGAAGAUUUUUUAUUUGAUGGUGUCGCUGAUGGGCGUUGCAUAUUGUAAAAAAUUACCAUCUUUCUUAGAAAUAUGCAGCAGAUCGGAUCCCAAAAUUUUAGAAUGCUUGCACAGAAACAUAGACACGUUGCGCCCCAUGUUCCUCGAAGGUGUUCCAGAACUUCAAAUACCUUCGUUGAAUCCUCUCCUUAUCGAUACAGUCACUUUUGGAGACGAUGUCGGUAUCAAGGUAGAAUUCACGAACCUUCGGAUCUAUCAAUUGAAUAACUUCACCAUCGAAAAAUUAGAUCUCGAUUUGGAUAAUUUCAAACUGGACUUGACACUUACGUUUCCUAGAUUGAGGAUACUGGCAGAUUGUCAUAUCACAGGAAAAUUUUUGGGUUUGGAGUUAGAUGGCAGAGGCCCAGCCGAUGGAAAUUAUACCGAUGUUAGAGGACACUUCAAAGGGGAAGGAUCACGAAUAAAUACAAACGGGAAGGACUACGUCAACAUAGACAAAACCUUGGUCGACAUGGAAAUCGGAAAGGCGCAUCUCUAUUUCGAUCGCAUUUUUGGAGACCAAGAAGACCUCAACGCCAACACGAAUAAAUUGAUCAACGACAACAUAAAGGCGUUCAUCAAAGAACUGAAACCAGUCGUAGCUAAAAUCGUAGAAGAAUUCAUAGGAGGGAUUACCAAGAGACUGUUCAAGAAGUACCCCUUCGAUGAUUUGUUCAAACCUUGAGAGACAUGGGUUUGUUUAAAAUGAAUUGUAUGAAGCUGAUACAUAAUUAAUAUUUUAAUCUUUUAUGUUCAUUAUUUUUUGUUCGAUGUGGAUUUUAUAUAAAAUUAUACUGCUGAAAAUCAA
Messenger RNA from Leptinotarsa decemlineata (Colorado potato beetle), 951 nucleotides. Its product is annotated as protein takeout. Gene Ontology annotation, biological process: multicellular organismal reproductive process. The record is from RefSeq and is a predicted model, not a curated record. Lineage: Eukaryota; Metazoa; Arthropoda; Insecta; Coleoptera; Chrysomelidae.